AUGCAAAUCUUCGUGAAAACCCUCACGGGGAAAACCAUCACGCUGGACGUGGAGCCUUCGGAUACCAUCGAAAAUGUAAAGGCGAAAAUCCAAGACAAGGAAGGCAUUCCGCCUGAUCAGCAGCGUCUGAUUUUCGCUGGAAAACAGCUCGAGGAUGGGAGGACCCUCUCGGAUUACAACAUCCAGAAGGAAAGCACUCUUCACUUGGUGCUUCGCCUUCGUGGGGGCAUCAUUGAGCCAUCACUGGCCCUGCUGGCCUCGAAGUACAAUUGUGAGAAGAAGAUCUGCCGCAAGUGCUACGCGCGUCUUCCCCCCCGCGCCACCAACUGUCGGAAGAAGAAAUGUGGCCAUACCAGCCAGCUGAGGCUCAAGAAGAAGCCCAAGGGCUAA
This is a messenger RNA of Cyclospora cayetanensis, 390 nucleotides long. RefSeq names its product ubiquitin-60S ribosomal protein L40. The transcript has 2 exons. Lineage: Eukaryota; Apicomplexa; Conoidasida; Eucoccidiorida; Eimeriidae. Gene Ontology annotation, biological process: protein ubiquitination; modification-dependent protein catabolic process; translation. The record is from RefSeq and is a predicted model, not a curated record. Bases 1 to 390 code for a protein of 129 amino acids. Gene Ontology annotation, molecular function: ubiquitin protein ligase binding; protein tag activity; structural constituent of ribosome. Gene Ontology annotation, cellular component: ribosome; cytoplasm; nucleus.